Messenger RNA from Malurus melanocephalus (red-backed fairy wren), 2132 nucleotides. Its product is annotated as caspase-8-like. The transcript is spliced from 7 exons. Gene Ontology annotation, biological process: regulation of apoptotic process; apoptotic process; proteolysis. Gene Ontology annotation, molecular function: cysteine-type endopeptidase activity; protein binding. The record is from RefSeq and is a predicted model, not a curated record. Lineage: Eukaryota; Metazoa; Chordata; Aves; Passeriformes; Maluridae. The coding region runs from base 1 to 1395 and encodes 464 amino acids.
AUGAGUGCAGACCUCCGCAAACUGCUUUUUGAAGUUUCUGAGGCAUUGGUCACAGAUGAACUGGCAGCUCUGAAGUUCCUCAGCSUGGAGCAUGUCCCGAGGAGGAAGCUGGAAGCCAUCCAGGACCCCAAGGCUUUCUUCGAAGUGCUGCAGGAGAAAGACAUGAUYGGGGUGGGGAACCUGUCCUUCCUGAAGGAGCUGCUCUACUGCAUCGAUAGGAUGGACCUCCUGAGUGCCCAGCUGGGCUCCAGCCGGGAGCAGAUGGACAGGGAGCUGCAGCUCCCGGGCAGGGCACAGGUGUCAGCUUACAGGCAAUUGCUAUAUAGACUUGCAGAAGACUUGGCUCCAGAAGAUGUCAGAAAUAUGAAAUUCCUGCUCCAAAUGCGAUUACCGAAGACCAAGCUCCAGGAAAAUGCUUCAAUGCUGCAGGUCUUUCUGGAAAUGGAAAUAAAUGGGAUAAUUAAAGAAGAUAACCUGACAAUGCUGAAAGAUMUAUUACAGCGAUUUAGACCUGACUUAAAGAAAAAAAUUGAUGCCUAUGAAGAAAAAAAAAGAGAAAAUUAUUCUAGGGAAGAAGUCCGUUAUUCUGUGCCUGCAUCUGUGCAUCCAGAGGAACAAAGAGGAGAGCAGGGGGCAGCACACCGGGACAGGGAAAUAUAUAAGAUGAAAAAUAACCCUCAUGGUUACUGUUUGAUUCUUAACAACCACAUUUUUAAAAAUCCACAUUACAAUAGAGAGGGAACAUUGCAAGAUGGAGAGGCUUUGAAGAAAGUCUUUAACUGGCUUCAGUUUGAGACAGUUGAGUACAUGAAUCUAGAAGGAAAAAAAAUACGAGAAAAAGUUAAAGAAUACAGCAAAAAAGAUCACAGAAAUAUGGACUGUUUUGUUUGCUUCAUUUUGUCCCAUGGUGAAAAAGACAAAAUAAAAGGUGUUGAUGACGAGUGUGUAAAUAUCGAAGAAUUAACCUCCUGUUUCACUGGAACUAAUUGUCCUUCUCUGGCUGGCAAACCCAAGGUGUUUAUCAUCCAGGCUUGCCAAGGCAUGUCACGCCAUCGAUCUGUGACAGUGGAAGCAGACUCCACUGAACAUCUUGAGGAGGAUGCUACUCCUUCCAUUUCCAUUCCUGACAAGGCUGAYUUUCUGAUUGGCAUGGCUACAGUGGAGGACUGCCAGGCCUUCCGCAAUCCUAGGAGUGGCAGUGUUUACAUUCAAUCCCUCUGUAAGAAGAUGGAGUUGCUUUGCCCAUGCCGCGUGGAUUUUAUCACCAUCCUGACAAAAGUGAACCAGGAACUGGCAGAACAAGAAUUUGGAGGAUCUAAGCAGAUGCCAAAGAUAACAUCAACACUACUGAUGAAACUGAUCUUUGAAGUUCCACAAUGCAAAAUGGAAAAGUAAGAAUACACUCAGGAAUGACAUCUGGAGUGGGCUUCGACGGGGAAGAGAAUUUACAUGRGAAAUUAUCUGAAUCUAUGUAGUUAGCUACAAUCCUUUAAGGAGCCACGAGACCUAAAUAUUCCAACUUCCAUACUGAAUCAGUUUUCCAGCAAAUGGAUCUGUAGCAGUUGGGUAUGGCUGUGGAAAACCACAGAACUGGCUUUUUAUCCUGCAGAAGCAGGGGAGUAUGUUCAGUCUGUAUCUCAAGUGAGAAAGCACUUCCAAGUACUGUUGUAAGAGUUAUUGGAAAUGUCAGUGAAGUCCCAUUGGUGUCUGAGUUGUUUCAAGUGCCUGAAAUUUAAAAAAAAAAAAAAACAGAUUCAGAAUGCUGGAUCAAUGUCCAGGCAGCAUGUGUAAGGUUGUAACUGCCUUACCUGGAGGUGAAUCAUUGUCUGUCUUCUUUGGAAGCUAUMAUUGUUCAAGGAAAAGAACAUCCUGCUCCAGAAGAACCAAAUCCCCAUCAUUAUGUUAGUUUGGUUGUUYUCCUCCAAAGGUUUGGUUUGGUUUAUGAUAAUAAUUUACUUGAAUAAGCAGCCCUGCUAUAUAGGAUUUUCAACAGUAAGGAUUCUCAUUUUGUUUUUUCUCAGAGCUCUUAGGGCACAGUGUGUCAUGAAUGGUUGUAAAAUACUUGAAAGAAAUUCUGUAAUCUUGUUUCUGUUAAAAUAAAAWUUUUCUUUAUAUCACCUUGAUUUGCCAUG